Sus scrofa (pig) is the source of this 2816-nucleotide messenger RNA. The record is from RefSeq and is a predicted model, not a curated record. Lineage: Eukaryota; Metazoa; Chordata; Mammalia; Artiodactyla; Suidae.
ACCCACGGAGCUGGGGUGCCAGAGGUGCUUCUGGGCCAACUGCAGUCUGGAGCUGCAGACACACCCCGACCUGGACCUCCCCUCAGACCUCUCCAGGGACCAGGAUCCUGAGCCUGUGACACAGCCUCUCCACAUCCUUCAGCCUGCCAGCUCCACACCAUGGGUGGGCCUCUGGCCUUGCUGGCCGCACUCUGGGCUCUGGGGGCAGCCAGAGCCGCGGCGCUGCGCAUCGGAGCUUUCAACAUCCAGAGCUUCGGGGACAGCAAAGUGUCAGACCCGGCCUGCGGAGGCAUCAUCGCGCAAAUCCUGGCCGGCUACGACAUCGCGCUGGUGCAGGAGGUGCGAGAUGCGGACCUGAGCGCCGUCGACUCCCUCAUGAAGCAGAUUAACAGCGCGUCCAGGCACGAGUACAGCUUCGUGAGCAGCGAGCCUUUGGGUCGGGACCAGUACAAGGAAAUGUACCUGUUCGUCUACAGGAAGGACGUGGUGUCGGUCAUGGACACAUACCAGUACCCGGACCCGGAGGACGUCUUCAGCCGGGAGCCUUUCGUGGUGAAGUUCUCGGCGCCCCGCUCUGGUGAGGCCCCGCCCCUCCGCAGGCCCCGCCCGAAGGCCCCGCCCCUGACGCAACCCCCACCUGCAGCUGCCCAGGAGGUGGUGCUGGUUCCCCUGCACGCGGCGCCGCACCACGCUGUGGCCGAGAUCGACGCGCUCUACGACGUGUACCUGGACGUGAUUGACAAGUGGGGCACUGACGACUUGCUGUUUCUGGGCGACUUCAACGCCGACUGCAGCUACGUGCGGCCGCACGACUGGGCGGCCAUCCGCCUGCGCAGCAGCGAGGUCUUCAAAUGGCUCAUCCCGGACAGCGCCGACACCACGGUGGGCAACUCUGACUGCGCCUACGACCGCAUCGUUGUCUGUGGCUCCCACCUGCGCAGGAGCCUGAAGCCCCAGUCGGCCGCCGUGCAUGACUUCCAGGAGGAAUUCAGCCUGGACCAGAGUCAGGCCCUUGCCAUCAGUGACCAUUUUCCUGUGGAGGUGACCCUCAAGUCGCACUGAGCCCUGCGGUGCAAGCCCCAUCGAGCCCUUCUGGGCAGCCAGCCAAGCCCAGUGAGGCUGCAGGGUGGCAUCGGCUGGCCUGGACAAACGACGGGACCCUUUGAGCCCUUUGCCCGUCUGUGAAGCAUGAUGCCACCACCCACCUCGGGGGGUUGUGAGAAACACCUUGCAGAGCGCUGGGCACUCGGUAAACAUGAUCCAGCACAGGGAAGACCGUACCCAGCCCAGCCACGUCGGUGCUGACACCUCCAUGUCCUUUCUUAGGCCGCAGCCCUCUUGGGGCACAAUUCUUGGUCCUGCAGCCCAGCAGGUUCCUGGCCCAAGUUCCCUUAGGGGACAGGGACAGCCCGGUCUGCCCACUCCAUGUCCUGCUGGGCACUGGCCACCUCCACACUAGGCUGGCUCUAGAAGGCAGCCCCCGUGCUCACGUGCGUGGAGUGCUAAUGCCCAAGGCCCACCUCCCGGACCACGGGGCUCCUGCUCCAGCCUGAUGCCCAGGCACGCGGGUGUGCAGGUCAGGAAGGCUGGCCGGCUGCCCCCAGCUGGUUGGGGGCCCUCGGACAUGUGGAGCCCCCACCGUGGUGAGCAGGUAGGCUGGGCCGAGGUCAUACCCCUGGAAGUCGACAGCACACUGUGGUACGGCCCCUUCGGCCAGGCCUUCCUGGGCAGGGGCCAUCAGGGAGGAGAGUGGCCCGUGCCCCGGCCAAGCUCACUGCCUAAGAAUUGGGAGCAAGCAGAGCUGGGUACACAGGGUUACUGACAGGGGCCCCCUGAGGUUUCUGGUUUUCGAAGCAGCUCAUCUUUGGCAGGAUUUGGGAAAUGGCCUGAAUUACAUGGGAGGGAAAGACCUGGUUUCAGAAGUUUGGACAAGCUUUUCUUGCUAGAUCUUUCCAACGUGAGAAUUAGGACACUAGCAAGGUAAAACAUCUCGCAAGAAAUGCCUCCCUCAUCCCUCUCCAGGUCACCCCCACUUCUCCGAACACGCCUUCCACCCCAAAGUGGUGCAAGACCUUUCCCCUGGCGGGGUUUUGGGUGACUUGUCAGGGCCCACAACUCCCUGGCCUCCUGCCUCCAGCAAUCAGGCAUUCCACCGCCAGGGAUGGGAAAGCCAAGCACUUUAUUCAGCUCUGGCAGAGGAGACACUGGUGACAUCAUGGGGGUCCAGAAGGCACCCCCUGCCAGUUAACGAUGCCCGGAUCAAGACACUGCUUGCCAGUUGCGACCCCUGCCCACCCCCCAGGCACAAAAGGCACUCCGGUGGGGACCAGCCUUGGGGCUGUAGCUGGGAGGAACAGGGUCUUCUAGGAGGAUCAGAAAAACAAAGCUGCAAUUACUUCUAUGCGGCAAAGUACCUUAUUUAGAUCCCUUGGGACCACAGGGCCCCCCAGAAGGGUGCAGGGGCCACCGGGCCCUUAGCCUUUCUUUUGUUUGAGCUUUUCUAAGUACGUCUGCAGGGACUUUUGGAUGGCGUCUUUGGAGAUGAAGCUGACGAAGUUCUGGAUGUCGGCGUCGCGCUGCUUCAGCAGGCGGUCUGCCGUGGCCUGGCGGAUCAUGCUCUUGGUUAGCUGCCGCGCGUGAUCUAAAGAAAACGAGGGCCACGGGGGAAGACGCAGCUGUGGCACAGUGGCAUAAGUCCCCGCCUCUUCAAGAGAGUGCCAGCAGGAGCUCUGCCGGAAACCUUAGAACGAACACGCUGUUCCCUACAGCCCGCCAGUUUCUCUUAAGAGCACAGAAGAUGACCCUGUAAAAACUGC